GCUAACGGCAAAUGUGAAGUUCGAUCACAAAAGGUGUGUUAUUGUUUACGUUUGUUUCAGGGUCAGUUAAACAAGAACUCAGAUCGAUGAUGGCUUCAUCAUCUUUGGAUGGGGAGCCUGCAACCCAGGUUGACAAAGAGGAGCCCAAGUUUAUGAGGCAGAUGAGCAUGUCGAAUCUGAAGGAUGAAUUUUGUGACCCAGAUAAUCCAAAAAAGAUACAGUUUGAAGACAUCAGUGCUGCUGCCUACAAAAUAAGAGAUGGCGUCAUGAAGACUCCUUGCACACGGUCUCGGUUAUCUGGACUUUUGGGUGUUGACCUAUUCUUUAAAAAAGAAUUUCUACAGUUUACUGGCAGUUUCAAGGAAAGAGGUGCAAGAUAUACAUUGAUGAUGCUGAAUAAGGAGCAGAAAGAAGGUGGAGUAGUGGCAGCUAGUGCUGGCAACCAUGCCCUAGCACUCUGUUACCAUGGCAAGGAACUCAACAUCAGUAUUACCGUGGUGAUGCCCAAAAUAGCCCCGUUGAUGAAGGUGCAGGCUUGUCGGUCCUAUGGUGCCAAUGUCAUUGUUACAGGGAAGGAUAUCUCAGAGUCAAGAGAACAUGCUAUGAAGUUGGGAAAGCAGCAUGGACUGAUAUACAUAAAUGGAUAUGACCACCCACACAUACUGGCAGGGCAGGGGACGGUAGGACUGGAAAUUCUGGAGCAAGUUCCUGACCUUGAUGCCUGCAUCAUCCCUGUGGGAGGUGCUGGACUCAUUGCCGGUGCUGCGUUGGCCAUUAAAAGUCUCAAGCCAGCAGUCCAGAUUAUUGGAGUGGAGUCCGAGACCUGUCCUAGUUUUUCUGCAGCUAUGAAGGCAGGCAAGCCAGUGUACACCAAUGCAACCUCAACGUUGGCAGACGGUACUCGGAGAGCAGAAAAAACUAUCUCAACGCUGGCCGAUGGUCUGGCUGUCCCCACUGUAGGAGUGAACGCCUAUGUCACAGCUGCCCCACUCAUAGACAAGAUGGUGGUCGUGGAUGAGCAGAGCAUUGCUCUAGCUAUUCUCAGGUUGAUAGAGCUGGAGAAAGCUGUAGUCGAGGGUGCUGGGGCCACUGGUCUGGCCGCCAUUAUACAGGGAAUGCUGCCUGAACUGGCCGGCAAAAGGGUGGUUGUGAUCCUUUGUGGCGGCAACAUUGACACCACCUGUCUGGGUCGUGUCAUAGAGAGGGGUCUCGCUGCUGAUGGGCGGCUGGUCAGAUUUGUGGUAACGGUCAGUGACAGACCAGGAGGCAUCACGGAGCUGGCCAGGACUAUUUCAAAAAUGGGAAUUAGUUUGAAGGAUAUGUACCACGAGCGUGCUUGGAUUAAGUCCGACAUUUUCUCAGUCCAGGUGAAAUGCGUUGUAGAGACCAGAGACGCAGAACAAAGUAAAGAGUUGGAGAGUGUUCUACGGGAGAAGUAUGAUCAUGUUGUGUGGGGUCCUGUCCAUUAGAAUAAUAGUUAAAACACAGCGACUAGACAGAGGUGAAUCUUUGUAUCACUGUCACCUUAUUGUCUGUUCAUUCAGGAGCUUUAAAUUUGAUUCAGGUAUCCCAGAUAUUACCACUGUAUGUUUAUAUUGUAGUUUGAAAAGGUGGGAUUUUUUUUAAUCCGUACCUAAUUGGAAAUCUUUAAUCAAGAUGGUGCCGAAAUACACAAAUAGCGGGCCAAUACAUGAAUGAUAAUAUGUAGUCUGCUGUAUUUUUUUCCCCACAUGCCAUAAUUAAUACAGUGUAGUUAAUUAUCCUCAGUCUUCCAACUGAACAUCGACAUGAUAAAACUAUGUGAUUCCUUCGUAAGUUAAUCUCCAGGACAACGAUACAGGGUACAAUGUUUUAGUCUCCAUGGUACCAUUGUAGGGUACACUUGUAUUUGUCACCAUGACGACGGUGUAGGGUAUACAUACAUUAGCCUCCCUAAUUGUUUGACAAAUAUCACAGUUGACUUGAGUCCCACACAGUAACCCCUUAUCCCGUUUUAAUCUUGUAUUUUAUACAUUUAUUUAUUCAAGGUAUUGUUUUAUUUCUGAAUACAUAGUUAAAAAAAUGCUUAUGUGGUGCAAUUAUUAUCACUUUUCUUAAAACUGUUGGAAAUUAAGCACUACACAAUUUACAAACAGCAUAAUCCUGUCCAUUGAAUUCCUCCAUUCCACUGUCUCGCACUUUAUCUCCUGUAUAAAAGGCCUGUUAUGGUGAGGGGAAAAAA
Molecule: messenger RNA, 2221 nt
Organism: Mizuhopecten yessoensis (Yesso scallop)
Lineage: Eukaryota; Metazoa; Mollusca; Bivalvia; Pectinida; Pectinidae
Product: L-threonine ammonia-lyase-like
Exons: 13
Coding region: 87-1469 (460 amino acids)
Biological process (GO): L-threonine catabolic process; L-serine catabolic process
Molecular function (GO): threonine deaminase activity; L-serine ammonia-lyase activity
Source: RefSeq, a predicted model, not a curated record